Ciona intestinalis (vase tunicate) is the source of this 1685-nucleotide messenger RNA. Lineage: Eukaryota; Metazoa; Chordata; Ascidiacea; Phlebobranchia; Cionidae. The record is from RefSeq and is a predicted model, not a curated record.
UAAAUAUGAACUUAAUUCGAUUCUUUGGUUUUCCAGGAAUUGAAUAAAUUAUCGUCAGAAAACAAAAAGUUGAGGGAAAGACUUGAUAAAGUUGAUCGUGAGUUGAUUGAAGAACGGAAGAAGUUCGAUGAAGAGGUUCAUCUUCUUCAUCAAGAGAAGGAGAAACUUAAUGAACAUGUCAUGCAUUUGUCUCAAAAAUCGCGUGAAUUAUGCAAAGAUGUUGAAGAGAAAGAAAGGAAAAUAUUGGAGGAACAAACUUACAAGGAACGAGGGUUGAAUCAACAGAAUAAAAGUUUGAACGAUAAAUUGGAAUGUUUGAAUUGCAAGUUGUCAGCUUUAUAUACUGAGAAACUGGGAAUAGAAAAAGAUCUUGAAAACAUUGAGUUAAAACGCGAAGAAGAGAAAAAAAUUCGUGACGAAAAUGAAGAAAAACUUCGAACAGAAAACAAGGAAAUUCUUUCAAACGUUGAAAGUUUGCAACUGGAACUUGCACAUGUUAUUUCAAAGGCGAAAGAUCUUUCGGUGGAAUUUGAACACAAAGAACAUUGCUUCACAAACACAAUAUCUGAUGUGUGUCAUAAGUUGUCAUUGUUACAUCGUAAUAUGAGACCGUUGUCUAGUGAUCUGAGAUCCUUUACAUUCCCAGCAAGCCAAAGUGCUUGCAAGAAGUCACUCGCAGAACUCACAGAAAUAUCUGAACUCGUCAGUCGAGCUGGCAACGAAAUAUUAAGCGAGGUCGUUCGACUGCGACGAGACGCUCGUAAGCGACCCGAUUUCAUGUCCACGCUUCGUAGCAACAGUGAUGCUAGCAUCGCUUCUGAGGAAGUUAAAAUGCUACGAACAAAGUUAACGGACAAGGAUAAUGAAUUGCAACAUCUUCAAAAAACAAUGAAUGAAUGGAAAGAUUCAACCACACAAAGACUUGCCAAAAAGUUUCAAGAAGAAUUAAAUUUACAAGUUGAAAGAAAGAUCUCACAGCAAAGAAACGACCAACUGCGCCAGAUGCUUAACGGGGCAAAAGCACCCGACCCUCCCACCUACCAACACAAGCCACCCAACCCCACUAAUGGAACAAGUACUGUGAAACUUCUUUGUCAUUUACAAGGGAGGGUGAAGCAACUCAGAACAGAGAAUGAUCUUCUUCGUUCCAGCAGCUUCAUCAGUGAACUAACAGACCAUAGAAAUCAUGAAGGAUAAAUUUUAUAUUGUUUCUAUUUCCCUGUAUAUGUUUAGUCAAACUAGAUAGAUCCACGUUUAAUAAAGAUCUUCCAACUCUGCUUAGUUUUUAAAAAGUGCCAAAAACUUUGCCUGUAACAUCCUAAUCUAAGGAGCAUCAAGACUUGGUAUAUGUCCUUGCUUGGCAGUUACCCACAAAGUUGCAUACGUGGUAACAUGUAAGCUGACACAAGGUGUAUGAAACAGAACACCCGUGUUAUAACUACUGUCGUUGUCCGCCAUGUGAAAAUAAAUUGUGUGUUUUAUGUGAAUGUUAAAAAUCACAUUUCUAAUCUAAAAUCAAGACCCCACAUACAAGAUCUUCCAUUUCACUUUUUUUGGAUAUUUUAUAAAGUUGUUAAUUAGGUUUCACGAUCUAUAUUGUCUCAGUAUUAGCAUAUAUUGUGCGUAACGUUAUUUGCAAUAUCCAUGCAAUAGCACACUUUAGUUUUGGAAUAAAAUCACCACUG